GCCGCCGCCGGUCAUCAUGAGGAGGUUCAGGGCGGUCCGGGGUCUCUUAGCGUCGACCGUCCCCCGGGCUCAUGGGCAGCUGGGGGCCGCCACCGUGGUCAGGCACCGGCAGGACGGGCCGGUGCAGCCUCCCAGCGCUGCGAGACUGGCGGGUGUGCCGACUCUGAGGGAGUUUCUGCGGACGGUGCCCCAGGAUGAUGUGGGGAGCGGGCCGGGCGAGCAGCUGGAGGGUCCGCCGCCCUACCUGAGCGGGCCCGGGGUCUCCUGCAGCGGCCGGAGAGUGUAUUUUGAAACCUAUGGGUGUCAAAUGAACGUUAAUGACACAGAAAUUGCUUGGUCUAUCCUCCAGAAAAAUGGUUAUGUGAAAAGUAGUAGCUGUGCAGAGGCCGAUGUGAUCUUGCUAGUAACAUGUUCAAUCAGGGAGAAGGCAGAGCAAACGAUCUGGAACAGGCUGAAGCAGCUUGCGUCCCUGAAAUCCAAGCGAACAAAAUCUCAAGUUCCACUUAAAAUAGGAAUUUUAGGAUGCAUGGCUGAGAGACUUAAAGAGGAGAUCCUGGAAAAGGAGAAACUUGUUGAUGUAAUUGCUGGACCAGAUUCCUACCGUGAUCUUCCGAGACUCCUAACAGUGGCUGAAGCAGGCCAAAAGGCUGUGAAUGUUUUAUUGUCAUUGGAUGAAACCUAUGCAGAUGUCAUGCCAGUUCAAGUCAAUACCAUGACAAAGUCUGCAUUUGUCUCUGUCAUGCGUGGAUGCAACAACAUGUGUAGCUAUUGCAUUGUUCCUUUUACCCGUGGACGGGAACGAAGCAGACCAAUUUCUUCAAUUUUAAAAGAAGUCAAAAUGCUUUCAGAUCAGGGAGUGAAGGAGGUUAUGUUACUAGGACAGAAUGUGAACAGUUACUGUGAUACAUCAGAGGUUUCACUUCAUAUGAAGGAACCUACACAGCUGAGCCGUGGAUUUACUACCAUAUACAAGAAUAAACUUAGAGGCUUACGUUUUGCUGACUUACUGGAUCAGGUCUCGAGAAUCGACCCUGAGAUGAGAAUCCGUUUCACAUCUCCUCACCCCAAGGAUUUCCCAGAUGAGGUUUUGUGUCUUAUCCAGGAAAGAGCCAACAUCUGCAAACAUAUCCAUUUGCCUGCGCAGAGCGGAAGCACUGCUGUCCUUAAAGCUAUGAGACGAGGAUAUACAAGAGAAGCUUAUUUGGAACUUGUUGAACACAUACGCAGGAUCAUCCCAGGUAUAAGCUUAAGUAGUGACAUCAUUGCUGGAUUUUGUGGAGAGACUGAGGAUGAUCAUCUACAGACCAUUUCACUUCUUAGGGAAGUGAGGUAUAACAUUGGAUAUCUUUUUGCUUAUAGCAUGAGAAAGAAGACACACUCUUACCAUAAACUUCAGGACAGCGUUCCUGCAAUUGUGAAACAACGUCGUUUGGAAGAACUCAUCACUGUGUUCCGUGAGGAGGCAGCAAAACACAACUCUGAUCUUGUUGGAAGUCAGCAACUCGUGUUAGUGGAAGGGACCAGUAAGCGAUCCAAGAUGGAAUUGUGUGGAAGAAGUGAUGGUAAUAUUAAAGUAAAUUUUCCCAGCGUGGAGAUAUCUUGUGACUGGUCAUCUGGAAUGCUUGCUUCUAUUAAACCUGGAGACUAUAUAUUAGUGCAAAUAACAUCUGCCAGUUCUCAGAGUUUAAAGGGUACCCCAAUCUGUCAUACAACACUGAAUAAUUCAACAAAGAUGACACCUGAAAACAGGAAAACUAUUAGUUAUGGACAAUAACGUAUACUUGGGAUUGGAAAUGUACUGCAAGAUGAUUUGAAGAAAGUAUCAUCGUUGUGCUCCUGCACUAGGAGUAUUAUUGAGAAUUGCAAAGUUAGGACUUAUACAUUCUUUCACCACACAAGAGACAGAGAUAACCAAUGCAUUCAUCUUUUUAAACUUCUGAUCCUGACAAUGAGUUAAAAAUCUGUUGUGAUUUAAAAUGUCAGAUGCUUGGUAUUACAAUAUCAAAGUAUUGGCAUGGAAGAAAUGUAACAUUGUUCUGUCAAUGAGAGAUGAAUCAUUGUAACAGUGUUGCAU
Messenger RNA from Hemiscyllium ocellatum (epaulette shark), 2074 nucleotides. RefSeq names its product CDK5 regulatory subunit associated protein 1 (gene cdk5rap1). The record is from RefSeq and is a predicted model, not a curated record. Gene Ontology annotation, biological process: tRNA modification; negative regulation of cyclin-dependent protein serine/threonine kinase activity. The transcript is spliced from 13 exons. Bases 17 to 1774 code for a protein of 585 amino acids. Lineage: Eukaryota; Metazoa; Chordata; Chondrichthyes; Orectolobiformes; Hemiscylliidae. Gene Ontology annotation, molecular function: tRNA-2-methylthio-N(6)-dimethylallyladenosine(37) synthase activity; 4 iron, 4 sulfur cluster binding. Gene Ontology annotation, cellular component: mitochondrion; cytosol.